UCCAUCAGUGGGACAGGGGAUUGGAUGUAUAUUGCUUGAUUGUUCUACCCCUGUUCCCACUCUCCCUACCCCCCCGUGUUCUGUGAUUACCGGGACUUCUCAAGUACCGCAUCAGUUCAGACUGAUGUCGACGGAACAGGACACCGGGGCACUGCCACGACGCAGUGCCAGAAUCGCAGUUCGUGCCCGCCCUUCAGUACCUCCAAGACCGAAGAAACUCAGCAGACGGACGACUCCAGCAGCAUCAAGUACGACAUUGACGGUACAAGACGCCACCGGAGAUCAUCCCGCACACCCAGUCCGAGGAGCCAAUGAGCCCGCGGCUGAUUAUCGUGGGCGGCUACUGGCAUUUUUAGAAGCCGUAGCUGCCGUCGAAGCCCGGAAGGAGACAGCAGAGGCAGAACGUCAGCGGCUAGCCAAUGAAGCGGCAGCCGAAGCUCAGCGAACGACUGAGACUGACGCAGCGACACGAGACAGACGGAAUGCCAGCAGCACGGAGUCCUUGAUUGCUUGUGAGCAUCAGUGGACGACGAUACUCCAAGACAUGAUCUUUGUGCCUACAGAAGCGCAGGCAGACCCGACACCGGCGGAGGCAGAGAGAAGUAACCUGGCUAACUUGCUGUUGGGCAUGAUGAGAGGUAUUAUGUGGAAUAAUACACUGCUGCAGUCACAUCUGCGCGCGGACGUGACGCAGCGCCAAACAUACAAGAAUGAUAUGACUACGUUAACCACUGCUAUCCGCACAGAGGCAAUGCAGCAGCAGCAACAGCAUCAACUGUUGAAUUCCACUGUCACACGCGUCAACAGCAUAGAGGCUAACGCCUCAGCAGCGCCAGGCUGCACGACAGACGUGACGAAGCAACUCAACGAGCGCAUCGAUCACGUCGUCACCAUCACCGGCGACAUAAGUACGUUCACUGGACUAGACUCGAUCAGCAGCACGGUGGCCGCCAUCAAGAUGGACCUCACCAAGCUACAGACGAGACCGGAAGCCGCUACAAAGACAUUCAAGAUGCCGCACUUCGACAUCAGCAAGUUCGACGACUACAACAAGUCGGACGCCUUGUCAUGGUGGCAACGCUUCCUCACGGAAGCAUCAUGCCGCAUGGUCCCGGCGGACGACAUGUUGAAGGCACUAUAUCUGCAGCUGAUUGGAGGAGCGCAGGGAUGGGUGAACCACCUAGCGGCUACACACAAGUGCACUAUCGCCGAACUCCACACGCACAUUACGUGGAAGGAGUUCGAGCAGCUAUGGUUCACUCGGCUCAUGGUCCGCAACGUCGUGAAGGCGGCCAUGAAUGAGGUGUACACAUGCUCUCAAGGGAACAUGCCAACUCGAGACUGGACAACGAAGUGGCAAAAGAUAGUGAACACAGCAGGUUUCGAUUUGACAUUUCCAAAUCAACGAUCCGAGUUCUUCUCGUGAUCGUGCGCGGGAUUGCGGUCGACACUCGGUAAUGAGUACGACUAUACCACAUUCCAUG
Messenger RNA from Chara braunii, 1484 nucleotides. Lineage: Eukaryota; Viridiplantae; Streptophyta; Charophyceae; Charales; Characeae. The record is from the annotation of a GenBank genome assembly.